This is a messenger RNA of Toxorhynchites rutilus septentrionalis, 2057 nucleotides long. RefSeq names its product caspase-like. Lineage: Eukaryota; Metazoa; Arthropoda; Insecta; Diptera; Culicidae. Gene Ontology annotation, biological process: apoptotic process; proteolysis. Bases 144 to 1046 code for a protein of 300 amino acids. The transcript has 3 exons. The record is from RefSeq and is a predicted model, not a curated record. Gene Ontology annotation, cellular component: cytoplasm.
UUCCGAAAAAGCGCAUCAGUCUGUUUUGUAUUUGUUUGAGCGCGUAUAAGGUGCUGUUUUGAUUGUAUCAAAAGAAAGAAACGUCUACGGUCAUAUAUCAUUUUAAUUAGGUCAUUGAUAAAGUUUUCGAUACUGUUUGUAAAAUGAGUAAAGUAGACAUAAUCAAUAGCGAACCGACUGUAAAAGAGGAAUUGAAUAGCACCAGUAAAUUCGCAGAUGUAGCGGACGCUUUGGGACACGGAAAUGGCUUGGACCAUUAUGGGAAUCGUAUCAGAGCUCGCAUGCCCGUGGACAGGUAUGCUUCUGAUUAUAAUAUGAAUCAUCCGAAGCGGGGACUGGCCUUGCUAUUCAAUCACGAGCAUUUUGAUAUACCUCAGCUAAAAUCUCGAACCGGAACCAACGUUGACUGUGAAAACCUAGCUGGAGCGCUUAAAUUUCUCGAUUUCGAUGUGAAGGUUUACAAGGAUUUGAGAUUGGGCGAUAUGCAGAAGGAAGUGGAGAAAGUUGCGAUGAUGGACCACACAGACCAUGAUUGCGUCUGUAUUACAAUACUUUCGCACGGAGAGCUUGGCUAUUUGUACGCGAAAGACUGCCAGUACAAACUCGAUAUCAUAUGGUCAUAUUUCACUGCCAAUCGCUGUCCAACGUUAGCCGGAAAACCGAAAAUUUUCUUCAUUCAGGCAUGCCAGGGAGAUCAGCUCGACGCUGGUGUUUCGUUAGCCGAACGCACAGAGACGGAUAGCGCCGGAUCUAUGAGCUACAAAAUUCCAGCUCAUGCCGAUUUUCUGAUUGCUUAUUCGACUAUUCCGGGAUUCUACUCAUGGCGCAAUACUCAGAAGGGAUCCUGGUUCAUGCAAUCACUUUGUCAUGAGUUGAAUCAGCACGGUAAAAAGUAUGAUAUAUUAACGUUGUUAACAUUCGUUGCUCAACGGGUGGCCUAUGAUUUUGAGUCUAACACGCCUGAUAUUCCUAUGAUGCAUCAACAGAAGCAGAUUCCGUGUGUGACCACGAUGUUAACAAGACUUCUACGUUUUACCGAUAAGUAAUAGUAUAUUAUUCAUUAGUAUUAACAAUUUCGCGUAUCGGCUUAAAUCAAAAUAUUGACCAUAAAUUUAUAAUAAGACAAGAUACGCGAACGUGACACUGGCUGUUGAUUGAUCGGAGUUUAUUCUUUAUGCACUUGUCGCAUUUUUAGUUUAAUAUCCAUUAGACAUUAAGAUAGGACUGAAUUUAUUUGCGUUCCACAUUAAGGUGUCAGCAUUUUUAUCCAAUCAACGCUUCAACUCUAGAAAUUCUCCGUUCAGGUUUGUAAAACAGCUUUUGAACGGGAUUUUCAUACGCGUUUUUGAGCGUAUUCUCCAUAGAUAUUUUCCUAAUUAUAUCCUGUUUAAAUUAGAGUCUACUUAUUUUCAAGUUGUCUGAUUUAUCCGCUAUAGCUUUAAGGAAUUUAUACUUAAAACUCUAUUCUGAUGCGAUGGUGAUUAGUGAAAAACAAUUACAGAAAAAUUGUUGUAUUGGUCCAAAUGAAUCAGCUGAAGAUGGAAGAUAAACCGGAAGAAAACAGAACUGCCAAUAAAGUUAUUCAUCCACGAUUUUAUGAAACGAUAGAGUGUAAUUUAAUUGGAUUUGUUUGGAACUAGCAAAAAAAAGUAAUGAGCUCAUUUUUUAUACAGAAUGGUAAACAAAAGACUAACAGGGGAGAGUGUGCGCGUAUGAGUGUAAGAAUUCGAAUAAUCUUUGAAAUUCCUCUAUGUUCUCUGGGAGCGAUUAUUGACACUGCUGAAAAUACUAGACAUUUUACCAAGUGAACCAACUUCUGCAAACGAAUCGACUGCGUCGGAGCGGUUUGAUUGCGGCGCACAAUUCGAACCUUUCGAUGAAUCGAAGGUAUAUAAUAAAAUAUAUAAAACUGUUGGCAGGGUAAAUUAUUUUUCCACGAAUUGUUACAGAAGUUGAAUCAUAUAAUAGCACGUAAUUUUAAGAACAAAACAAAUCUUCACAAGCUGAUAAAAUAUGGAAUGCAUAUAUUUAAAGUUCAAAAUCAAAUAUAUCUCUCA